AUUGGUUGGCCUGUCAAAGAGUCGACGACUGUUUAAGCCGAAAACGAUAAACACUAAAACUAGGUCAAUGAAAUAAUGAAUUGAAAAAUGGCCACGUUAUGACAAUGAAAUGAAAAUUAAAGAAUAUGACAAAGACCAGCAGGGGAAGAUAAUAGAGAAAAAUCCAAUGAAAAUAAUGCAUUACAUGCAUAGUGAGUCUACUAGUGUGACAAUUGAAAAGCACUGCUGAUGGAUGACCUUGUUCCUUCCCGUCAGCUCUUCAUCGCCGGUGAAUGGAGAGAACCAGUUCUGAAGAAACGGAUCCCAAUCGUGAACCCUGCUACUGAAGAUAUUGUUGGGGACUUACCAGCUGCUACUGCUGAAGAUGUGGAUAUUGCAGUGGAUGCAGCUCGCAUGGCUUUCUUCAGUAAUAAAGGGAAGGAUUGGGCCUCUGCUUCUGGUGCUUACCGUGCUAAGUUUCUUCGUGCCAUCGCUGACAUGAUCUUGGAGAGGAAGUCUCUACUGGCCAAACUGGAAACCAUUGAUACCGGGAAGCCACUAGAUGAAGCAGUAUCUGAUAUGGAAAGUUCUGCUUCCUGUUUCAAGUAUUAUGCAGAACUUGCAGAAGCAUUGGAUUUGAAGGAAAGGACUCCUGUCUCUAUAAAGCAGCAAUCAUUUAAGACCCAUGUCCUUAAGGAACCCAUUGGAGUUGUUGCCCUCAUUACUCCUUGGAACUACCCUCUUUUGAUGGCUGUCUGGAAGGUCGCUCCUGCUCUGGCUGCCGGAUGUACCGCUAUACUUAAGCCAUCUGAGUUGGCAUCUGUGACAUGUUUGGAGUUGGCUGACAUUUGCAGACAGGUGGGUCUGCCUUCUGGUGUCCUUAAUGUCGUUACUGGGUUAGGCUCAGAAGUUGGUGCCCCUUUGUCAUCUCAUCCUCAUGUCGACAAGAUAGCAUUUACUGGAAGUACAGCAACCGGAAUCAAGGUCAUGACAGCUGCAGCUCAAACUAUCAAGCCUGUAUCAUUGGAACUUGGCGGGAAGAGUCCAAUUCUUGUGUUUCAGGAUGCAGACCUCGAUAAUGCUGCAGAAUGGACUAUCUAUGGCUGCUUUGCGACAAGUGGCCAAAUCUGUAGUGCAACAUCUCGUCUUCUUGUUCAUGAAAGCAUUGCAGCCAAAUUCUUAGAAAAGCUUAUUGACUGGAGUAAGAACAUCAAAAUCUCUGAUCCCAUGGAAGAAGGUUGCAGGCUUGGUUCCGUAAUAAGUAAAACACAGUACGAGAAGAUAUUGAAUUUUAUUACUACAGCAAAAGGUGAAGGUGCAACCAUUCUACACGGAGGUGGCCGUCCUCAACAUCUGAAUCAAGGAUUUUUCAUUGAACCAACAAUCAUUACAGAUGUUGGCACCUCAAUGUCAAUAUGGAAGGAGGAGGUUUUUGGACCUGUUUUAUGUGUCAAAACAUUUACUACAGAAGAUGAAGCCCUUGAACUAGCAAAUGACACUGAUUAUGGUUUGGGAGCUGCAGUGAUUUCUAAGGAUCCAGAAAGGUGUGAACGCUUCGCCAAGGCUAUUCAGUCAGGGGUUGUAUGGAAAAACUGCUCACAACCCUGCUUUAAUGAAGCCCCUUGGGGAGGCAAAAAGCUCAGCGGAAUUGGGCGCGAGUUAGGAGAAUGGGGUCUGGAAAACUACUUGAGCAUAAAGCAGGUGACUGAGUACACCUCUGAUGAGCCAUACGGGUGGUAUUCCCCUCCCAAGAAGCAGUGAAUAAUAGAAAUAAUUCAGUAGCAGAACUAGAGGAAAAUAAAAUGAAGAUCAUCUGAAUCAAGGAUUUUUCAUUGAACCAACAAUCAUUACAGAUGUUGUCACCUCAAUGUCAAUAUGGAAGGAGGAGGUUUUUGGACCUGUUUUAUGUGUCAAAACAUUUACUACAGAAGAUGAAGCCCUGGAACUAGCAAAUGACACUGAGUGAGUCAACUGUGUUUCCUCUAAUAGUUGCCUGAACUCAUCUCCUAAAACUGGCUUGACAAGCCAUUUGUUUUCAAUGCCUCUGAUUUUCGUCUCUUAUAGUUAUGGUUUGGGAGCUGCAGUGAUUUCUAAGGAUCCAGAAAGGUGUGAACGCUUCGCCAAGGUAAGAUAAUGAAAUUGAACAUGUCUCGGUUCCUGCUUGUUUAAAAUUCUGUCAAUGAAACCUGAGAAAGAAACCCUGUCCUUAUAUCAUGCAUA
Messenger RNA from Rosa chinensis, 2199 nucleotides. Its product is annotated as betaine aldehyde dehydrogenase 1, chloroplastic. The transcript is spliced from 16 exons. The record is from RefSeq and is a predicted model, not a curated record. NCBI's taxonomy places the organism in Eukaryota, Viridiplantae, Streptophyta, Magnoliopsida, Rosales, Rosaceae. The coding region runs from base 229 to 1740 and encodes 503 amino acids. Gene Ontology annotation, molecular function: oxidoreductase activity, acting on the aldehyde or oxo group of donors, NAD or NADP as acceptor.